Umbelopsis ramanniana AG is the source of this 1477-nucleotide messenger RNA. RefSeq lists its product as uncharacterized. The record is from RefSeq and is a predicted model, not a curated record. Lineage: Eukaryota; Fungi; Mucoromycota; Umbelopsidomycetes; Umbelopsidales; Umbelopsidaceae. The coding region runs from base 356 to 1282 and encodes 308 amino acids. Gene Ontology annotation, molecular function: RNA binding. The transcript is spliced from 6 exons.
CUGCAGCAAUAGACAUAGCUUUACGAAUGGAUCGACUUCGUGAGAAGAAGGAAAGGCUCCAGCAGUUAAAGAAACAGACGAACGUUUCUCCCGAUAAAAGCGGGCAGCCGCAGCUUUCGACGUUCGAUAUGCUAGCCACUGCAAUGGCUCGAAAUGACUCGCCCAAUUCCACCUCCAAACAGCCAAAGGAUAGUAGUCCUACUGCUGAAUCCAGUACUACGUUGGGUACGACGCUGACGAACGCAACCACUAACUUUGCUUCCGAUGCAAGGUAAGGCAAAAUAUGCUCAAAUCAAGUGCGUCGCAAAUCUUGUAGGCCGUAACAGAAUCUAAUUUAAAACAACCUAGUCAACACAUGCCAUCGCCAGAGAGUCUGAAUGGAGAAUCAAUUGCCGUCAAGCAAUUGGAAGUGAAGAAUCAGGGUCAGAGCCUAAAACAGAAGGCAUCGUCGGCGGAAAACUUCAAUGCAGGUCAGCGAGUACUGUCAUCGACAGGUAAUACUGGAUCAAUCGAAUGUGGGGAAGUUCCAGCCCGCUCCGAUUUCAGGCCGAAGGAUGAAGGAGGCAGAAGAGAGUCAACAGAUGAGGAAGAAGUAGAUGAAUUCGGCAGAGUCAAGAGGAGACGUCAGCAUUACAGCAGUGCUGACGGUCGUAGAGGCCAACAUGAAGAAUCGGACAAUGAUAGCCAAAAUGACAGUGACUAUGAUCGUCACCCACGCCGAAGAAGAAGAAGUCACUCUGAAGACGGCCAAGUACAUCAUAGUGGCACGAGAGGGCGAUAUUCUAGUCGAAGCCGAUCCCCUCGAAGCAGAAGCCGUUCGCGCAGCCAUGGCAACAGGCAUCGUGAUCCAUAUACCGCUGCUGCACGUUACAUAGACACCGAGUUUUUUCCUUCCAAGAUCUAUGUUGGCGAUUUGGUCGGAGUGAACAAAGAUCAACUAGAAGAUGCAUUUUCUGCCUUUGGGCGCAUAGAGGAUAUCAAAACUGUGGAUGGAAAAGACUUUGCGUUCAUCACGUACGACGAUACAGAAAGUGCACUUUAUGCCAUCAAAAGAAUGGAUGGUGUAAAGCUUGGUAGAUAUAGGAUCAAAGUCAACCGUGCGAAGAUACCAGAAAGAAAUCGAGUCGGUUUUGGAAAUGUGCCUUGGAAGGAUGAAGACGGAGUGGUUGCGCAAGAAGAAAGCCACCGACACCCCCAUUCCAGCACUAUCCCCACUCAGCAAGAAAUGGAUCCUAGAGCUUUUGGAAGAGGUCGACAAGUACUAUCGUAUGACGAUUUGUAGAGGAGCUUGACCUCCGCUUACAGGACAUAGUGUAGAUAACAGAGACAGAUCAAUUUUGUGAAGCCACCUCAGCCGCAUGCUUCACUGUGGCCAACUACCACAUAGUUCAAUGUAUCAUAAUCAAUAGCAUUCCAACCUUUCGACAAGUGAGCUGUCAUUUUAUUAAAUCAUUCAUUACCAAUAUUUGGAGCAUAA